Meloidogyne enterolobii is the source of this 177-nucleotide messenger RNA. Lineage: Eukaryota; Metazoa; Nematoda; Chromadorea; Rhabditida; Meloidogynidae. The record is from the annotation of a GenBank genome assembly.
AUGGAUAGACUGGAAGUUGGGGAAUUGGUAUUGGUACCAGCAAGCGGUAAUUCUCUCAAAUUUGAACGUGUUGAAAUGUUUUAUCAUCGAAAGCCUGAUGAAAAUACACUCUUCUUUCAAAUAGAAACAGAAUCGGGAAAACAACUUUCCUUAACUCGUUUGUUGUUAAAUUUUUAA